Molecule: messenger RNA, 3660 nt
Organism: Diabrotica balteata
Lineage: Eukaryota; Metazoa; Arthropoda; Insecta; Coleoptera; Chrysomelidae
Source: the annotation of a GenBank genome assembly
AUGUCUACCAGAUCACAGCUCACUAAAGAUCUAAAUGAAAGUAUUAAGUCUUCAGUUGGAAAUAAAGUAAAAAUUUUAUUUAAAAAUGUGGUUCGACUGGAAACCAAAGGCGACAAGACUGAAAAUAGAGUUUUGGUAUUUUCACCAUGCAGGAUACUUCUACUUACAGCAAAAGUGCCAACCAAGAUCGACUCUCACUUUCAUUACUUGGAAAUCCAAGCCUUGGAAAGCAAAAGAGGAAAUCAGCUAAGCUUGACAGUCAAUGACAAGGUAUACUCGUUUUUGGUUGGGGAGGAUUCGAAAUGUAGCACGGAAGUUGACAAUAUGAUAGGGGCCCUCAACAAUGCCAUUAGAAAUAUUUUUCCUACUGUACCGUUACAACAUAUUAUUAGGAAGAUUGAGGUGAUUCCCAAUACGAGGCUGCAACAACUACGAGAUCUAGAAGCUAUAGCCAGCAGCAGAAGAGAGGUGGGCCCCUGCGGCGGAUUCUCCAAUCAAUACGCUUGCAUGUGUGACUUUCACGGUAUGACGUAUAGAGAAGAAGUGGCGUGGGAUAUUGAUAAUAUUUACGUCUCUUUGAAUACUCGCGAGCUUAGCCUUAAGGACUUUGAAUACCUCGAUCAAAAGGAUUUAAUCCCAAUAAUCAGUGCUCUAGAAUACAACACGUGGUUUACAAAGUUACGAGCGAAUCAAGUGAAGCUAUCCCACGAUAACAUUGACAGGAUUUUGCACGUUUUACGUAAAUCCCUCAAUCUGGAAGAAAUAUAUCUGGAUAACUUAGGUCUUAAGGCUGAUUUUUUGAACAAGCUGUCCAGUGUUCUUAAGCUAAAUCUUGGAUCCGCGUUACAUACUAUAGAUGUAUCGUUUAAUCCAAUAGAAGAUAAAGGUGCUACUUAUUUGGGAAGUUGUAUUCCCAAGCUCAAUAAAGGUCUAGUCCAUUUAAAUUUGUCCCAUUGUGGUUUAAGCUCAAAAGGAGUCAAUAACUUGUUUGCGGCCCUCUGCAACAACACAAGCAGUUUUACCACCCUAACGUACCUCAAUUUGAGUGGCAAUAAUCUAAAAGACGAUAUAAGUAAUUUUCACAACUUCUUGUCUCAACCUAACUCCCUUCAAUACAUUGACAUCUCUUCCACUGACAUAAUUCUCGAAAACCUUUUUGGUGCUUUAGUAAAAGGCUGUACGACUAAUCUAGUUCAUUUAAACAUUUCCAAAAACCCAUACAGUAGCAAAAAGAACAAAGAAGCUCCGAUUUCCUUCAAGCAAUUCUUUAGCACUACGCUUAAUCUCAAGUAUCUCAACAUGUCGCACUGUAAAUUGCCGCAAGAGGCACUAAAAAAUUUAUUGUUGGGAUUGGCCUGUAACGAAUUUACCAAAGAAAUGACGUUAGAUAUUAGCAAUUGCGGACUCGGCAGUCAGGGGGCACACGUUCUGGAAUCGUGUGUGCACGGCGUUAGGUGUAUCUCUAGUCUUGAUAUUUCUGAAAACAAUAUGGAUUCAGAUCUGUGCAAUGUUGUGAUAGCAAUAAGUAAAAAUAAGUCUCUAAAACAUUUAAACAUGGCCCGAAGUAUGAAAAAACACAUGUCGUUGAUCAUGGAUUCGGUAGUUCAGAUAGUUCAAGACGAUGAAUGUCUACUGCAAUCGCUGAUAAUACCCGACUGUAGAUUGCGCGGGGAUCUUUAUAAUCUGUUGAAUGCUCUCGGAGAUAAUAAGUCAUUGGAGGUGCUAGAUAUAAGCGGAAAUUUGAUCGGAGACUCUGGAGCUCGAUUGUUAGCAAAAGCGUUGCAGAUCAACAGCAAGCUGAAGAGUAUCAUUUAUGAUCGGAACAAUAUUACUUUGCAGGGUUAUCAUGAUAUAGCUUAUGCUUUGGAGAGUAACUCAACAGUUCAAUACAUGCCGUUUCCAAUUUAUGAUAUUACUCCGUGCAUGAAGGCCAACGCUGAAAGAACAGAGUUAAUUACGAGGAAAAUUCAAGACUUGCUCAAUCGCAACGUUUCCCAGAAACAACAAUCCCUCAAAAGCUUUCCGAUGCAACCUGGGUUCUUGCUAACAUCAAAACAGCAGGCCCUGGAAAGAUUAGUACAACAAACCCAAGAUGCCAUCAAGAAUUUAACUAAUGAGUCAAUAGCUUCUACAAAUGAUGUUAAUCACGCUACGGGCGUGAUACAAGAUGCUGAAAAUGCUAGGCAAUUAUUGGUGAGAUUGCAGGAGGUCGCCCAACAUAGAGAUGAUAAACGGCCCAAUCCCGUAGAAGAGCGACUUCAGCAAGCAGCCUCUGACAUUCACACCAGUAUUUGUGAUUAUGUUCAGGCAACAACUGAGAAAAUGUUGAAGUGCUGCAAGGAACAAUGUCCCUACGUCUUACAUGAUGAAGAAACUGUCCAGGAAAUAAAGCGGGAGUGCAAGAAGAAGAAACAGAUUCCCUUUGAUUUUGUUACCACCUGCAUAAAGCAACAAUCUGGAGUGGACAUUAUGAAUAGAACAAGAGAAUUAAAUAUAAUGGUUGCCAAUCAGUUGUCGGAGCAAGUUACCGACGAGGUUUAUGAAGCGUUAAUGAGAAGUUAUAAGAUUUUAGUGGGUGAUGCAAGUGCAAUAAGAAUCGACUCACCUCCGAGGAGAUCUAGGUUAAGUAGUUCUGAUAGUUCUCGACAUGGUGCCAGUGAUAUUUCUAUUACGGACAGUAGUCAUCAAUCAGAUUUGUCUCCUUUGGCUACCCCACAUCUCUCUAUAAAGCGUAAGAGUCUACACGGACGAAAACUACGGCCUAAGUCAGUGGUAGAUAGCGUAGAAGGCAUCUCCGCUGACGACAUACCAAGUCUGUUACCAUCUCUUCCGGGUAAUUCCGAAGAAGAAGACUCAGUUACCGAAUUACCCAACACCAGCCAUCAAUUACAACAUCUAGUCAAGGGUAUUUUCCUCAACAAAGGUCGACCCAGAAGAGCGAAGACCAGAGCUCCCACCCGACCGGUGGUAAAUCCUCCCGACACCACAGACUCGGUGUCUCAAGAUUUGGUCGAAGGUUUGGAUUCUUUCUUCCGUCCUGGAUCAGUUACACCGACAUCGGAUGAUUGCCAUUCGUUCCACACUGCCGGAAGUCCAAAUCACGAUUUUUCAUCGCCGACUCUCAGCGAAGAUCGCAAAACUCCGAAAUUGAGCAGAAACUCGCCACUUUUAAGAGGUUUAAUGACACCUACACCCAGAUCUCGGUCCAUAGACAAUCUGGAAAAGUUCUCUCCUUCGUCUUUGAGGAAAAACAACGAUACCACUUCGUCUCCAUUGACUAGAAGACUGACGGGCGAAAGCAUAGUUUCCAGAGACAGUAGUGAUGGUAGCAUUGCAGCAGAAUCCAGUUUCGACCAUUCACCUGGAAGUACAUUAUCUAAAGGGAUGUCUUCCGAUGGAUCCAAAGAAGAGUGUGACAAUAUCAAGCAACAGAUGAAACAGCUAAAAAGUUGUCCGUCAAUAGCUCCCAAGCCGAGACCUUGGUCUAUGGUGAAUUCCGAAGGAAAAUCUAGCGACCUCGGUUUAUUGAGCGACGGAUCGUCUCCUAACAACUCAACAGGAAACACUCCCGAUUCCGCAGAGGCUUUGGACAGUUCGGAAUCUUCGUCUAUAGACAGACGGCUUGCAAAGGAAGUUAAACUGAAAAGGAGCAGUAAGUAG